AUGGCCCCAGAUCUCAUAGAAGGUGAGCUUGUCUGUAAGCAGGGCAUGGGGAAGCCAUCUCUCAACGCGACUGGUUGCGAAGUGUGCCCGCCUGGUCAGAUGCAGCUUGAGGAGAGGUUUACUGGUUAUUGUCACCAGUGCCCGAAGCAGGCGGAGUCAUGUCUUGCUGACGAAGUCAAGAUGAAGCCAGGUUUCCUGGCAGAGAAAGACGGUCGUUUGGUAGUUUGCCCCAACUCGCUGGCCUGUCAGGGGGGCAUCUUCCCUUCAAAUUCCUCUAGGUGUGCUAUUGGUUACAGAGGUGCUGGUUGUGCACAAUGCGACUGCGCGGAAGGAUUUCGGCUGGCGGACAGCAGUGUUCUCUCCUGCGUUCAGUGCUCGAAGGACUUGCAAGACGCGGCCAUGCAAGUGGGGUUCUGGGUAGGAAAGAGCGCCCUGCUCUUUGCCCUCGCGGCCAAAAGUGUGCUGGGAAACACUGGCUCCUCGAAGCCCAGCGGUGUCUAUCUAAACCAACUGAUGUCCUUUGCCACCUUGGAGGGGACUAUCAUGUCCGCCAUGCUGCAAACACCUGCUGCGCAGGAAUUGCAAGAAGGGUUUGCCGGUGUUUUCUUUCAAGCCAGUGCCUUGGUCAUGGAAGUCACAUCGGGGCAAACGAGCAGUGCCGCAGGAACAGGGCAGUCGCUACAAUGUGUCCUUGGCUAUGUAGGUCUGGAGAGUGCUCUGUGGAAGGGCCACCUUGGAUUCACGGUGCUGGCUGUGCUUCUCACCGCUGUCCUCAGUAUCUUUAAAGGCUAUCAAGUUGGCCUGGUUGUGGGCAUCAACUGCUUUUGGCCGGAGUUCAUGGGCCACUUUGGGAAGUACUUCGUUUGCUACAGGCUAAGUCCUGACAGUGGCCUCGAAUGGCCGCAAGCACCCGAUUUUUUCGGGGGCCUUGCCCUUGUCGCGGCUUGUCUGCUCCUCUGCUCAGCGGCAGUGCUACAUGCCUGGUGGACCCUUUACGGCACGGGGACCAACGACAGUGGGCCCAAAGUGGCCCAAGAGCAGCUCCACGUCGCCUUCCUGACAGCGCCCUACCAAGAAGCUUACGCAAAGUUCGAGACGGAGAGGCUGCUGCGCAAGGGCUGCUUCACGUUUCUGGCAGCUGCCCUCCCCAUCACUGCGUCCCCUGCCCUGCAGCUCAUUUUCCUUGCCAUGGCCGUGCUCGCCUCCCUGGUCACCUAUGCCCUGCUGCUGCCCUACAGGAAAUGCAGGUGGAACAUGGUUGAAGUGGCUCUUCUGACAGCAAGCAUGCUCUCAAUUCUGGAGGUUAUGGCUCUGCUCACAAGCACGCCCCGGCAGGGUGAGAGGUACCUGACACAUGAGGUGACCAUUAUCGGAACUUUGAUGCUAUCAACAGCGAUCUGCAUUGCCCUGACUUUGCUUACCAUUCAGAACCUCUUGCUCGAGCACAGUGCCUCAACAAAGAUCAUGGAGAUGAAAACGAAUUGA
Molecule: messenger RNA, 1485 nt
Organism: Symbiodinium pilosum
Lineage: Eukaryota; Dinophyceae; Suessiales; Symbiodiniaceae
Source: the annotation of a GenBank genome assembly